Sabethes cyaneus is the source of this 10471-nucleotide messenger RNA. RefSeq lists its product as uncharacterized. Lineage: Eukaryota; Metazoa; Arthropoda; Insecta; Diptera; Culicidae. Bases 487 to 10170 code for a protein of 3227 amino acids. Gene Ontology annotation, molecular function: protein binding. Gene Ontology annotation, biological process: transcription by RNA polymerase III. The transcript has 7 exons. The record is from RefSeq and is a predicted model, not a curated record. Gene Ontology annotation, cellular component: transcription factor TFIIIC complex.
UCCACCAGAGGCCAUUUCCGACUGUUUUGCGAAAUAAAAUAACUUUUUUGUUGGCGUAAACCAGCAUUUUUGUGAUUUGUUCGGUGUCACAGGAACAGGAAAACGUGCGAACUACGCAAAAUCAAUAGAGACAACAGUGAGGGCUAUUAUAUAUGAAUAUUCGUGUGUGGUUUUUUGGGUUUCUGCCUUUGACUCGCUUUUUUCCGUAUUUAAUCACUACGUUGGCACUACAAUGUCGAUAACAUUUCAUAGGCUGCUGUGAAAGUAACAACCCGAGUGCAAAGUAAAAAAAAUGUGCUUUUGAAGAAAUAGAAAAUGUUUUUACAUGAUUGAUAGAUGUAAUGCGAAGUACAUUUUACAAAAGUAAGCUUGAGGAUUACCAAACAGUUUUUCAAUGGCUUAUGCAUUCAACAAAUGAAUUCGGCGUAGUAGCACGGUUUAGUUGCACAAUCUUUCAUAAAGUUAGUUUUUCGAGUAAAAGUGACCAUGGAAACGUCAGCAGGUUCAGCUGGAAUGAGUGCUUUAUUUAGUAUAAAAAAGGAGCAGGUAACCGGCGACGAGUCGGAACAAACCGAACAUCUCUCACCUGACGCACGUAUUGUUCGGAAGGUUACAGCUCUGGAUCCGCUGAAGUUGAAACUGUUGAGCCAGGAAACCAAGAAUCGACUGUUAUCCGGGUUGCUUGCAGAAAAAGCAAAAGUGAAGCCUCCUGCUCCCACCACAUCAUCAUCAAUUUCGAACUCGACCAGUUCGACUAUCGCACCGGCAUCGUCCGCAAUCUCUACCGAUGAAACCGCAAUAGUAACGUCUCUUAAAGUUACCACCCCCGAAACCGUUCCGAAAAACCAAGGCAAACCAAUAUCUGCUACACCGAGUUUAUUUCGACGAAAAAAAGUAAUACCUAUCGCGAUCGCAAAGAAAAUCGCUCAAGAAGAAAAAUCGCGAAGUUUAUCUGUAGAACCGACAUUUGUAAAUAGUCAGUCAUAUGAAGGGGCUGAACAAACGGGAAAAGAGAAGACACCCCGUAGGUCAGAACCCAGUGAAACACCAGAAGGUAUGGAGGAUAAUCGACCAGCACAACAUGAAGAAAAGGCCGUUACUGUUGAACCGGAGCAACGACCAACAGCAUUUCGUAGGAUCAAGCCAAAGGUUUCUAUAAACAUUACACAAAGUCGACCGAAAAAGUCGAUUCUGAAGAAAACAGGCUCAAGUGAAACGAAACAAACGGCUGUUACGUUGAAUGAAAAGCCAGAAGAAGAAAAUCGACGUAUUGAAGAAGGACGAGACGCAGAAUCCACAAACGUAGAAGUUCGGACUAGUAUGGAAACUGCAGUUAACAAGGAUCAUCAUUUCACGCCAGAAAAUAAUAACGUUUCAACGAGUAACGUACCUGGUAAAAGCUGUGAAAAUGCAGUUGGGAGAGGAAACGUAGUGCAUAAAGAAGAAGCUAUCAUCAUUUCAACAAGCUCCAGGCUUCAAUCACCGCUACAACGAAUGGAGAACAAUCCUAGCUGGAUGCACAAUCCAGUGGGAAAUGUGAUUACAUCCGGAAAGGCUCAGGAGGGAGAAAAGGAUAUUGUCGAAAACUUCAAGUCUACAUCGGAUAAACCUGUUUCAGCUGCGAAGGAAUCAGUUACUGUUAUUAUUCCUGAACCAGAAGCUGCGAAGGAAUCAGUUACUGUUGUUAUUCCUGAACCAGCAAACAGUUUGGCAAUGAAGCCUCAAGGGCAGGCUGUAUAUAAUCCUGCGCGAGAAAUACGUAGGAUAUCGCGACUUCCACCAAAUUUAGCGAUGAAAUUGGUAAAAUGUGUUACUGCCAAUUCGUCCAAACAAAGAAGGACGACAAUAGAAAAAGAAUCAUUAGUUGACGGAACCAAAACGGAGGACCUACCAGUGCAAAUCUCGUCUUCUCUAGUUGAAAAUGCUCUUAAACUAAACGAUACUGUAGACCAGAUAGAAAAGAUAGUAGAUAGUAGUGGGCAUGUUACUGUGGAACCAGUAUUCAUGACAGCUGAAACUAAUAAUGACCAAUCUGUGAUAUCGGAACCUGCAAAUGAAAUUUGUAGUAUACCACAGCCACCGAACAACAUCGCUUCGAAUUUGGAAAACUGUGUGACAACUGCUCAAAAAAUUACAUCUUUAGAAUCGCCUAUGCGCAUGGAAACAGCUAUUGCCUCAGAACCUGCAGUAAAGGAUGUUACAAAAAGAGUUACAGAAGGAUCUGUCGAAAAACCCGUCAAAGAAAUUCGACGAAUAUCUCAACUUCCACUUGGUGUUGCUUUAAAACUAAUGAAUUCCUUAAAACAGCGAAACGUGACGUCGAAUACGGAAAGCUCAGCAAAUGAAUUAUGCAAGCCAAAGGUUGAUUCAAAAUUUGUAAACGAAGAUUUCAAGACAGGUUUUGCUGAUGUCUGCAAGACAGAUGAUUUAGCAACGGUUGUGGCUGGAAAUACAGUAGCCACGUCUGUUUCUACUGCGACGUCGAUUACGACAACCCAGAAUCAAUCUUCAGUUUCGGACGUACCAACCAAUCCAAAUCGAAAGGUGGAAAUCCUGUCACAAGUCAUACUUCCUUCGGCCUCGUACAAUCUAAAGGAAUUGCUGGCCGGAAAAUCAGCAGAGAAAGUGCCACCAGGUCAAAUGUCUUUCAAGCUUCCGAUACCGGUACGCAAUAGAAACAGCACCUUUACAUUGCCAAUGCCAAUUAUCGAUACCUGCAAGCUUGAAAAGACGGAAAAUGAUUGUAAAAACUUUGAGGACACUACGGAAGAGAAAUUAACAACGGUGACAACGGAAGAACUUCGAAAACCAGUCAAGAUUGAAAAGAGUAAGACUGAUGAUUACAUACCUGAGAUUUCUAAGGAAGCAGUUUUGUAUUCUGAUCAAAAGAAAACGGAGCCAAGUUUCAUACUGGUAAAUAGAGAUGUACAAAAAUCUAGGGCUCAGUCAUCGAUAGAAUCUGUAGCGCCUGCUCUAACAACUGUACCUGAACCCCCUACGAUUUCUCAAGUCUCAACAAUGCAGUCGCCCAUCGUUUCUCUUAAUGUAACGCAUCCUCAGUCAUUACAGUAUCAACACCGCUUACAAGUGCCAGAAACGUCACAACAUCGUCAGCAAUUGCAAAACAUUCAAUCAUCAACUCAGGCUCACUUCGUUCCUCUAGCGUAUCAUCAAACACCUGGUUACAUGAAUCGCAAUCCACAAGCAAUGUUGACGCAAAACAUAGUACUGAACCCGGCUAGUUCACAAAAAUUAGUUGGACAAAGGCAAACUUUUGCUCCCACACAGUUAGUUCUGAUUCAGCCUUCCAAUCCGCCAGGAACCAAACCGUCGUCGCACCAGUUAGUUGUGCCCCAACCAACCAUAAUUUAUCGACAACAGUCGACAAUUAAAAAAAAUAGCCAAAUUAUAGUUCCUGCUCCACGAUUGAUCCUCACACCAGGAACUAGUCAACAGCCACACGCGCAUCCACAGCAACAGCAGCACCAGUUUUUACAGCAACCUCCACAAUCGCCAAUACGUUGCAUUAUACCGGCAAUCGUUUCCCAAAAGCAUGCCUUCCAACCCGUCCACCGCACUAGUACUCUCCCCCAACAUCAACAGCAUAUGGAGCAAACAACACGAGUUAUUCCUAAAAUAGUAAUUGACAGUAGUUUCGUGGAAAAUGAUCGGCCGCAUCCUACAGUUUCAAAUUCUUCGUCACAAGUGUCCUUAGAAGGACCAACGUUGCAACAUUUUUCGCCUUGUUCACAAGCUAUAAAAACUAAGCUCCGUGAAAAGCUUCGGGCAAAAAUUCUUCAAAAAGAAUCGACGCCGACGCCAUCUGCUCCGAUUGUUGAUACUCCCCAACGAAAAAGUUCAUCGCAAUCAGCACCAUCCUCAAAUCUGGAGCCGACACGAAAUUUAGCUUGUCGUCAGCGCAUUAUCUAUCAUCCACAUGAUUUCGCACAGUCAACCGCUACGAAACCUAAUCGUCCACAAAUCGCUAAACCGUCCGGAAUGGAUGCACAAUCCUCCUGUCCGAUGAAACAAUUCUCGUACGGUCAAGGCAAGAAAAUUUACCUCACAAAGAUAAGCGUGACUAAGCCCGCUCAGUCACACCCAUCGACUGCAAAGCCGACUCUUAAUCAAACCAGUAGCAGCUUGAUAAAUCUUCCAGUGCAGUUAAGAAGUCCGUCUAAAAUGCAUCAAUUUUACGAGGAUAUAUUUUAUGGUUUCCCACAAUCUACAAUCAACAGCGAAAUGCGAGAGUACGAACGAUUCCGUCAAAAAAUGGAACAUUUUGAACGAAAACUGAGCCCUGAACCAGAGCCUGGAGCAACCUGCAGCGGGAACAAUCAAGCGCAAUCAGAUGAAAGAAUCACAGCAAACGAACCGACUGGAGAAACAUUUAUUAUCACGGAAUUAGAAGAUACGGCUGCGACGAGCAUUUGUCGAGAAAUGAGGCAGACAGUGGUGAAGCAUGAAAGCGGUAUGCCUCCAAAAAUUACUUACAGGCGACAGACUUUUGUGCUAGAUGAUUCUGACUGUGAUAUUGCACCGGAACAGUUACCCCGAAUUGCCGAUAGCCACAGUCCCCCAACGGAAAAGGAAAUUAAUGCUGAAAAGGUGAAAAUUGAAAUUAAAACUGAAGAACCACACGAGGCUAGUAGCUCGCGGCAAUCUCUCACUUCGGACGUGGACCUGAAAGGCGAAAACUUGUCGGAAACAGAACCGGAUGAGGAUUUGGCAAGGCAAAUUCUUGCUAUUGUACAGAAGGAGCGUGAAGAUUUAGGUAUAGAUUCACCUGAAGCGACAACCAGAUCGAAGAAGUUUAAGAAAAGAAAAAAGAAGAAACAUAAACGACGACGACGACGCAAUAGGGAUGCGAACGAAAAGCUAGUUGAUCUGUUAAUGAAGCAUGUGGAUCAUAAAUCAUUGAUUGCGGAUAUUGUGGCGGCACAACAGAAGCAAAUAUCGGUCUUCGAGCUGUCGUCAACGGAUGAUGAAUCGCCUACAUGGGCAGAACGAGUGUGCUCAGUUAAAGAGGAGAAACGUGACUCCGAACCCCGAAUGGAACUAUCAGAUUUAGAUUGCAGUAGCGAAUCCAUGAUAUCUGAUUUCGAAAACGAUGAAUCGGACACAAACAUAUUUGGUGAGAUUUUGAAACCGUUUACUCAGAAAAAUUCCGAUAAUGAAAGCAUAUUGCGAACUAACUCUCCAAAGAGUCAAAACGAAACAUCGCAUAUGGUCGAAAAAAGUGUAGAAUAUAUUUCGGAAAAUUCAAAAGACUACGAUUUAUCUGCGGGUAGCAGUUCUACGAAGCAACAAAGCUGUGAUAACAGUGCCUUACCAAUAACUGAACCACAAACUGUAACGGAACAACCGUUAGCAGCCCCAAGAGCACUUAAACGAAAGAGGCAACCUAUUCUUGUUACUCGAACCAAGAUUAGGAAAUUAAUUCCACACGGUGCUGCAGAUGCAAUUAAAGUAGCGAAUAAUGUUAGUGCAGUUGAUGUUAAUAUAGAUGAAUCAUUACCGGAUAAUGAUGAGUCCGUUAUCACCGAAAGAAUGAAUGUACAGCAACCCGAUGCACACGUUUCCAGUGAACUAUCUCUCGUGUCUCCUGUUGAUGAAAGAUAUGACUCGUCUAAAGAACAACCGAAAAAUAUUGACAAAGUUUCUCCGUUUAUCAGCGAAAUUGUCAAUGAAUGGGAUAGCUCGGAAGAUAUGAUGGAUGAAGCACAUCAAACGAAAACUGAGACACCUGAAAAAAGUCUCAGGGACAAAGAUGGAGAUAUUCCAUUCCGAAUUUCUAAAGAAAGCAUUCAGCAACAAAGAAAUCUAGAAAAAGAGGCUCCUACAUUUUCAUCAGAGUCGUCCAUUGCAACCCAGUCUUCUGCGGAACUGUCCAAAGAAUCUAUUCCGUAUACAUCUGAACCCUCUUCAUCCAGAGUGGCAACAACACAUAAAUCCAUACUUAAACAUAGAGUAUCAGUGCGAGCUACAGAUUUUGAAAAUUAUAACAAAAAGGAAACGGCUGUGCAAAAUCCUCCAGAAACGUUACAAACAGCUCUAUCUGUAUCAGACGUAUCUCUCAAUGCUGGGCAACAUUUGGAUUCUCCACCUCGGGAAACAACAAAUGCCAAAGAAGCUGACGAUAGUGUUGAAAGUCUCUUGAAAGACUGGGAUACCCCUUUGAAGAAAUCGCAAGAUGAACCGAUGCAGCUGUUGUCGGAGAGAACCGAUCCAGAAAAGAACGAGAAACCUACGGAAAGUGUAAAAUCUAAUCAGGAAAAAAUUGAAAUUUCCGUAGGAAUUCAACCUACCAAUCAGGGUAAACAGUCGAGUAAAAAACGCCUUGACGCGUUUUUUGAGAGUACAGCUUGUGUAAAUGAAUCUGAGAAUCAACCAUCCACCAACCGCGUUCUUCGUAAUCGUCGAAAAGUUACAAGUGAAGCCGUUAAAAAUUUCAAAAAGCUUUCUAGCACGUCUAACGAUUGUAAACAAACUCCAAGUAAGGAUUGCUCGGAAAAUAAAGACUCCCAGAUACCAAAACUUCAUAAAAAAUCUGUAUCUAUCAAUCUGAAUCAAGAAGAUACGUGUCUGUCGCAAUCACAAACACCUGCUGGCAGGGUUUUGCGAAGUCGAUCUAAAUCUGUUUUCGCGGACAAAAAAGCUUGUGCGGACGAUUUAAGCGUUACACAGAAGUCAGAAAUGCGGGAGAAUACUAAAACCAAUUCACCUGAUGGACUUCAGCAGCAACAAGAAACUAAGCGUUUACAGUGCGAAGGUCACAAAAAAGUGGAGGAAGCAGGGGGGGAUGUCGAAACAACAGAACACAAAGAAGAACAAAGCCAACAAUCAAUAAAACCUACCCCAUUUAUAUCCAACCGUAUUCCAAUUCCGAUCUCCUCCGAAGACGAAGACGAUGCUCCGCUAGCCAAGCGACGCAAGGUACUUCGAAAAAAGCGAUCCACCUUACGAACGAAUGCCGCUCGAAGAGAUCUAGAAGCCAAUCGACGACUCUUUCAAAGUGUUCUCAAUAAAACUUCCUCCACUGCAGAUGAACCUGAGUCUACUUCUACAUCGACGUAUUUCAUCAAAACUGAACCGGAGGAUCUACAAGAGUAUCCUGAACAAUCCACGUUAUAUGAAUCAUUCGGACCGACAUUGCAAGAUCUUCAGCAACACGAAUCUACACCGAUAGAAGAGCCUUCAAUUGUGGGGGCGGGCAAUUUUCAAAUCACAGACAAUGCUAAUUUGAGCACCUCGUUUGAUCAUCAUCUCGGAACGCAAGCAGUACCUUCUUCAGAUCACAUAUUCGCCACGCCACAACCAGUGAAAAAACGCAGACGUCGUACAAAAGACGAAAUCGAAGCUGAAAGGCAGGUGAAACUGCUGCAAACAUCGCAACCAAAAGAAGCAAAAGGAACAAGAAACAAGAAACAACAGAAAAUACCAGAAUCGUUUCCGCCGGUCGAAGAAUUUUUGGAACAGGAAGUAAUCUGUGCUAGUUGCAAUCAAAAGAUUCCAACGGUUGCAUGGAACACUCACUACGCAACGCACAGCGGACUAACGUAUCGCCAAGGCAUUGAUCCAGUGAUAGACUUUAACGACGAAACUAUUGCGGUGCAGAUAGUAACUCGUUUUAUGAAAUCUCAUCGGCAAUUGACAGUCCAGUGCGACAAAUGUGGUGUUUCAAAGAAAUCAGCGGUGGGAAUGGUAUCGCACCGGAUGAUUUGCGGGUUAACGGCGGAGCAAAUUGAGCAAAGUAAGGUAACUUGUGAACACUGCAAACGUAGAAUGAUGGCGGUCAGUAUGUCGACACACUUGCUUGGUCAUUGCCCGGUACUGAAGAAGAUCAAACAAGAACAGGCACUAGCGGAGGCUAGAGAACGAGCAGCCGAAGAGCAAGCAAACAACGAUGGAGCGGUGCUAAACCAACGAGGACGUGCCAAGCGAAAAGCGACGACCAGAGCCGAAAAGAAAAUUCAGAUACUUUCCUAUGGCGAUCUAAUUCUUCCAGUAACGAGAAAAUGUGUAACCGACGGAUGCAUUGCUGCGUGGAACACCCAGUUUCGUAAAGCCAACAAAGCCAAAUGCGUUUAUCAGGACUGCGAAUUCACUGGUAGUGGGGAAGAAGAUAUGCGACAACAUCAUCUGACAUGCCCUUCGCUUGGUGAACGGUUCGAGUGCAAAAACUGCAAGUAUCAAGCGAAUAAGACAGCGCCAGUAAUGAAGCAUAUUAAGCUGAAACAUGCCGAUGCGCUAACGUCUCAGUUCGACAGCAGCGGCACAGAUGCAAAAAUUAGUUCAGAAUCAUCAGAUGAUGAAGGUACCUCCGGAGUGGAUGAAAGUAUGGUACUCGACAACUCAACGGAAGCAACAACUGGCGAGGAUAGUGGUAACGAUAAGAAAAAGAAGUCGAAAAAACGCCCGAUGAAAAUGGUACUUCCCGGCAGAGAAUUAUUCAAUGAAGAAUGUGAUGUUUAUCGUGAAAUGGUGUUGGACGAGGUAAUUGAGCUUCGUUCGCUGAGAAACGAUUUAAGUUCAACGGCACGAGACUGGACCUUGAAAUUCCGCCGCCUGUACUACUCUCGCCAAAUGCUAUUUUCUGAGCUGCAGCCCGAUUUGGACGUUCGGUUGUUUUCAUUCGACUUAAUAUAUGACUACAUUCCAAAGUGGGCCAAAUCAUUGCGAUUUACAAUGCGCAAUACCAAUCUCUACAAUGCUCCAAUCCAGGUUAAUGAUUAUAUGGAAAAGUGGCAACAGUUAGAUACAUUCAGCGGUCAAACCAGAGGCACUGACUCAAUGUUUUACUGUGGCGGACCAAUUGCUGCACUCGAUUGGCUGCCUGUUCCCGAAGGACGCGACAAACACGAACAUCAAAUUCUAGCAGUGGUUUGUAAGAACGAUUUUGACGAAUAUCAUUUGGCAAAUCGUACACAGCCGACUAAAUGUCUAAUCCAAAUUUGGGAUUUAGGAUAUCUGAAUAACAACAGUCUUUCCGGGAAAGCCGAAAACUCAAUCCCGAUCCUAUUGUAUGCGAUCGCUUGUGAUUUCGGUCCUAUAUGGUCAUUAAAAUUUUGCCCAAGUGGUUGCUACAAUUCGACAGAAAACGGAGAGCCUUAUGAUCGUCUCGGCUUAUUGGCUGCUACUGGAUCAGAUGGAGAUGUAUACAUUUACUCUUUGAGUAGGAAUUACGCAAACUUAAUUACGAACAACUAUCGAAUAGUGAAACUAUCGCCAGUGUAUCGGUUGACUUUUUCCUUGGUUGACAGUUCCUGCAGCGAGUACGAAGGCCACAGUGCUGUAAGGUUGUCAUGGUCUAGGGCACAAAAGCAUUCAGUUAUUGCAGCUGGAUAUUCCAAUGGAGCAAUAGCAGUAUGGAAUCUCGAUUCCAAAUCACCAUUAUUGAAAGGCACGAAAGAGGGGACCCCCGUAUCGUUUCCGAUUCAUCGCAUAUACAUCCCGGAUUCCUGCAUAACUGCUAUAGAUUUGCAUUAUACCGAAAACAGUCGCUACCUACUAGUUUGCAAUGCUGACAGGAAAAUACAGAUUUAUGAUCUGCAUACUGGUUACCUGCCCGUGGAAGUCUGCAGUCUGAAUGCUCGUAGUAAAGUGACGGCAGCGUGCUGGAACACGCAUUUUCCGGUAAUUGUGUUAGCAUUCGAUGAUGUCUACGCGAUCGACCGAUGUGCGCUCACCUUUCACCAGCCACGUGAAAUCGGGGUGAGAUUAAUUCCACUGUAUACAAUCACGGCUGAAGCAACCGACAUGAGUGGCAACGAUUGGCUCUCGAAUCAUGUGAUCGGUACCGACGGCGGUGAUGUUCUGUGCCAUCAACCAACGGCCUUCGUGCAUCAUAUGGCGCAAAAGUACAAUCAGCAAAUGAAAUAUAUUCUGUCGUCAACGAUGUCGAUUAAGAUUACAGACGAAUCAACGGACACUUCGUAUACAAUGUUCGAAAAAAAUUUUGGGUUGCUUUUUUCGGAUAAUGAUAAGAACCCUCAAAAAAUGGAUCUCAAAUCGCUGCAGGUGAAAUCGUACCGGCGUGCGUUACUUCACGAAUAUCCUGGAAUCCGGAUCAAUAAGGUUUGCUGGAACCCGAAUGAGCAAUCACACCAAUACUACGCAGUCGGAUAUCAGGCUGGUUUUGUACGGGUCCGCGGUUUUCGACAAAAGUGAGAAGUAUGGGUUUUGUGGAAUGUAGGAUGUAGGAUGACUGAUUUUAUUAAACAUUGUCACAAUUGUGAUAAUUAUGCUUUUGGAGAGCUCGAAUGCGUUCCAUGGGACAUUAUUUUUACCAGAUACUGUAUGUAGUUUAAGCUGAGAACAGAUUAUCGCAUCAAUAAAUCAAAUUUAGUUCAAACGGAGAUGCGCAUUACGCAUUGUUUUGAACUACCUGGCACGCGCACAUAUGAUAUCGUCAACUAGACAUCUUUAAUUUAUUAUAAUCGAGCAUGAAAAUGUUACAAAUGCAUCAUUU